Molecule: messenger RNA, 3042 nt
Organism: Ictalurus punctatus (channel catfish)
Lineage: Eukaryota; Metazoa; Chordata; Actinopteri; Siluriformes; Ictaluridae
Gene: tpra1
Product: transmembrane protein, adipocyte asscociated 1
Exons: 12
Coding region: 291-1520 (409 amino acids)
Biological process (GO): G protein-coupled receptor signaling pathway
Cellular component (GO): plasma membrane
Molecular function (GO): G protein-coupled receptor activity
Source: RefSeq, a predicted model, not a curated record
ACCCCGCUGACUGUCAGUGCUUCACAGUGCUGUUUCAUGUCGGUUAUCGUGUUGCUGUUUGUGUCAGCUGUAAACAUCAGCACAGACCUAAGAAAGGCUGCUAUGUUGCUUGCUUACAACUCAACUGAUUCUAUAAACGACAUUUUUUCUUGAUUUGAAAUCAAUUCAAGCUCGGGUCUAGAAAAAGUACUUGGUCCCAAAGGUAUUUCCCAAAGACGGUGUUGGGUGAGAUUAGAGUUGUUGUCAACACUUCUUCAGGGAAAUGUCUAAGGCAUCCUCAAACAAGUUAAAUGGCGCUGGGUGACGUCACGGACCUAUUUACAUAUUCGCUGAGUCGUUGGGGUUAUUUGCAUAACAAAGCGUGUGAAUGCAGAAUGCUGGACGCAGUGUCGGUGACGGUGAGCUGGUUCGCGCAGCACGGUAAUGGGACGCUGCCUCCUCCUUCAGAGAACACAUCGGUUGGGCCCACAAGUCCAUCUCAAGCCAACAUCAGCCAGCCACACAGCUGCCUGCGGGUGCUUUACGAGGAUAUAGGCUCCUCCAGGGUGCGCUUUUGGGACCUGCUGCUGCUGGUGCCAAAUGUGGCCUUCCUCGUGUUCCUGAUGUGGAAGCUUCCAUCAGCUCGCGCCAAGAUCCGCCUUACCUCCAGCCCCAUCUUUAUCACAUUUUACAUCCUGGUGUUUGUUGUGGCAGUUGUCGGAAUCACUCGAGCAAUUGUCUCCAUGACCGUGAGUGCAUCCAUCGCGGCUGUCAUCAUCGACAAGGUGCUGUGGGAGAUCACACGCUUCUUCCUGUUGACCAUCGAGCUCAGCGUUGUCAUAUUAGGACUGGCCUUCGGUCAUUUGGAGAGUAAGUCGAGCAUCAAACGGGUGUUGGCCAUAACGGCAGUGUUAGCACUGGCUUACUCAAUUACACAGGGUACACUGGAGAUUCUUUACCCCGAUCAGCAUCUCUCUGCUGAUGAUUUCAAUAUCUACGGUCACGGAGGCCGACAUUUCUGGUUGGCCAGCUCCUGCUUCUUCUUCCUGGUUUAUUCUCUGAUUGUUGUUCUGCCCAAAACCCCGAUCAGAGAAAGAAUAUCUUUGCCAUCUAAGAGGAGUUUUUACGUGUAUGCUGCCAUUCUGUCAGUGCUGAAUAUGGUGCAGGGUCUGGGUAGUGCUCUGCUCUGCGCUGAUAUCAUAGAAGGCCUGUGCUGUGUUGAUGUCACCACAUUCCUCUAUUUCUCUGUCUUUGCUCCUCUCAUCUACGUAACGUUCCUCAAAGGAUUCUUUGGUUCAGAGCCAAAGAUCUUGUUCUCCUACAAGUCUCAGAUAGACGAGCCGGAGGAGCCUGAUGUGCACCUGCCUCACACUUCUUCUGCUGGCCUGGGCAGCAGGAAGGAGUUGGAGCACAGUUCCUACUCUAGCACACAGAUAGACACUUCAGGGGCUUAUCUGGACGACGUGGUGUCUGGCCCCUAUGGAACCGCACACAGCAUCAACAGCAUCGACAGUGACCGAUGGAGGGUCAUCAAUGCCUAGAGGAGGGAACGGGAUGGAACUGGAGCACGAAAAGACUGGCUUUAUCUGACCAAUUAAUGACUAACCUUCACCCAAUGAACUGCAUUCCCUUUAACGCAAUGAAUAGGCUUUGGAUUUGAGCUUGACUUGCAUGACAUCUCAGUAUAUGACAAGUUUGUCUGUGCUCAGUCAAGGUUAUUAUUAUUAUUAUUAUUAUUAUUAUUAUUAUUAUUUUUAAUUAGUACUUUUUAAAUACUGCUGUACACUUUCAGUUGUAGCACCAGUGUGUUACGAGGCCUGUGCAGUACCUAGAACAUUAUUGAAGGAAUAGUCAGGAACACACACGGCUUGGCUGGAAUUGAGCUCAGACAGAAUUAGCUGAAUGAUGAGCUGCUGAACGGGUAUUGUAAAAUACUGUGUACUGAGGGGUUUUUUUGUUUGUUUGUUUGUUUGUUGGUUUGUUUGUUUUAAAUCAUAGAAAUAGACCAAUUUAGAUAUAUUGUCUUGACCUGUGCUUGGAUCCACUGCUUCUGUGUUCACUUGUGUUUUUUAUUUAUUUUAGUGAUCAUGCUAGUUAUAUUUUACCCUGUUCCAAUAUCAUUCCAUUUGAGAAACAUGCAGCAUAAAAAAAAAAAAACUCAUCAUUUCAGGUUUCUGAUCCAUCAUGCUGUUUCUACAGACAUGGCUGGACUUUAAUGACCAAAAAUAUAUAUUUGAGUUUGAAAACUUUGUGCAUUUUGUAUUUAACAGUGAAAUCAUUGUUGAACUCGAAUAACAUGUCACAGGCUUACAACAUACACUGCAUAUUUUACAUUUUAAAUAUGGAUGAUUAUUUAUGGGUGAUGGUAAUACCAGAUCUUUUAUGUUCAUAGAAUGGAAACUGUCCAGAGAUCUUAGGGUUUUGUUUGUUUGUUUGUUUCGGCUGAAUGACUGAAUUUCUUGCCUUAGAGCAAUGCACACUACCUGCAUUAUCAAAAAUAUGUCCCAAGACGCUAAACCGAGCAUAAUUUAAAGCAGUCAUUCUAACAUUUAAGAUGCUUUUUAAAACCAGGCCCUGCUUGCCAGUUACUAAAAAGACUUCUUUUUUUAAUCCAGUAUAAAUCUCCCUGGAACUCCAGAGCACAGUAAUACUACAUAAAAUAUUACAUUUAGAAAGCUGGAAUGUUUCCACAAAAUGCUGUCAUACAGUAUUCAUGAAAAGUUUAUUUUUCCAUAUAUGUACAUAGUUGCAAUAGCUGUUGUAUAUUUUCCUGCCUGUAAUCAUAUAGCCUGUUUACUGUGGCAGUGCACGUUGCACGUCAUGGCAUCCUACAUCUGAACGCUGGUUUUGUAAGAUAGUGGCUGAAAUUAGUCAUUAAAACUUGUUACUGUGUGAUAACACCUCAUGAAAUCUGGACAUUCAUUUCCAGGACUAUUUUGAACACAGCUUGCCUGAAACAUUCAAAAAUGUGUAGUACACAAGCUUCAGUGAAUUUCACCACUGCACCUUCAACUGGUUUCAAACUGUACAAAAUGCAGCAUAAACUUGUUUACCCAAAAGCAA